AUGGCAAACAUCAACAGUAAAUUUGUAUUAUAUGUAUUUAUCUUUUUCUUUUCAACAGUUUUACUUGGUUCUACAAAUGUAGUUUCGCAACCUCUCCUUCCCGCUCUUGAGCUUGAAUCAGCUGUUUUUGUUAUAAGAGUUUAUGGUCUAACAACACAGCAAGAUCAAACAUUAUGUGGAGCUGUGUUUACGUGUUCGGCAUUCCCGGAUGGAUAUUUACAUGUUAUUAGAAUACAGAUAAUGUUAUCUACUUUUACAGGUGCUGGUCAACCGAAUUCUAGUUUAACGACACUUUAUUUUCCAAAGUUGACAGUGUUUGAAGUAUCGGCAUCUUCUUUGCCACCAUUCAAUAUUAUGGAUAGAAUGACAUCACUAAAAACUUUGAGAGAUAUUAACAUUGUUGAUGCAUCUUUAACCUACUUGCCAUCUGACUUUACAGGCUUUCCGGAACUUGCCACCUUUUCAAUCUCUGGUACCCAGGCCAAAAGUAUUCCAUCAAACUUUUUAAACAACUCUACCCCAUGGUCGAUAAAAUUUGAAGGACCAUUCGAGUUAAUAUCCUUUGACGAUACAUUGUAUCUCCCAGAGUUGACGCAUAUGUAUAUUAAAAAUUCGAAUUUUAGUAACUCUAUCAUAGAUUUAACCCCUCAGAGUUUCCCCAAACUUUCAACCUUAGAGGUAAAUUUCAUGAAUGCUGGAUCCUCUUUGACAAUCAACCACCAGAUACCUAUUUUACCAUUUUAUUUAACUUGUACUUCAAUGGGAUCUAUUACUGAUAAUAAAUGUCAAAUUAAUCUCGAUCAUCCUGAAACGUUGCAAGUUUUGUUAGUCACAGGACCUCAAUCAACCAUUUCACCACCAAUUGGUUCGGCAUAUCUAACAUUGGGUUCCCUUUCUUUGCAAUCGAUGGCAUUAACCAACUUUCCACUCUCCUCUUAUCCUCCUACCUUGAAAAGUUUAAAUUUAGGAUACAAUCAGUUAACAACAAUUCCUGCAAUUGAUGUUCCACCUUCUUUAGUUUCAUUGGGUUUACAAAACAACCAAUUGUUAGAACCAAUACCCAUGACUAUCUUUAACAAUAAUCUUGGAUUGACUAAAUUUGAUUUACAAAACAAUCCAACAUUUACAGGUCCUAUCACCGAAGACUAUUGUAUCCAUCAGCUGUAUAUCAUGAACACUGGUAUUAUAACACUACCUGAUUGCAUUUGGUGUUGGAAAAAUGUAACAAAUCUAGUUACCGUAUCAACCAGCCUUCCCUAUCCAACAUCAGGUGUUAACUGUAAUGAUUAUAAAAUUGACAAUUCUAGUAGGAUUCUAGUAAAGAAUAAUACCGUAGAAAUUACUGGAACUAAUAUUGGAUGGGGAUUUGUUUCGGCGGCAAACUACACGACAAGAAGAAUAAUUGCCAAUACCAUGAUUCAAAUAGUAUUCAAUUACCAAGUACCAAACAAUCUUACACCAGUUAUUUUGGAUUUAGGAACAUUUGAAGGGGCACCACACGCUCAAUUUCAAAUCAUCCAAGGUGGUAUUUUCAUCAAUUCAGUGAUUGCUCAACAACAACCAACAGGUACAUCUGUAACUGUUAAAAUGGACUUGUACAAUCCUUUCCUUGUCUAUACACUCCGUAUCGAUGGUACAAUAGAUUGCAACACUACUAUACUUUCGCAAACAGAAUUUAUAGCCAUGUGUCCUCCUAUCUCUUCAGGUGAACACUUUGCCUACGUCCUAAAUGAAAAAUAUGCCCAAUAUAAAGAUUUUGACUUUACGUUGGAGUAUCCAAUUGUAACCACGGUAACACCUGUUCCAUCACCCCAAGGAUCGCUUAUCACUUUGACUGGUAAUUAUGGAAAUACAUUUUCAUCUCCAUCUGUCAAAUUUAUGGCUGAAAAUACCGAGAUUGCACAAUGUCCUAUACAAUCGAUUAAUUCAACAGUCAUUACAUGUCUAGCUGGUUUGGCAAUCGAAAAUCAACAAGUAGAGUUGUUAAUUACCGUUGAUGGAUUCUCCACCUCUUAUAUAAUUUCCAUGAAAGAUAUUUGCCAACAAUCAACAAAUAAUUGCAAUGGAAAUGGUGGUUGUAAUAAUAAUGGUAUCUGUGUUUGUUCCAGUCCUUCUUUUUAUAAUAAUUGUUCUAAACCAUAUCCAAUUAUUAGUUCAGCAAGUUAUGAUUCAACAAAUAACAAGUUGGUUUCAUUGAAUGGUGAUUUUGGUCCAUUUGGACAAGUAAAUCCAACAAUCAAGAUUAAUAAUACUUUGGAUUGUACUGUUAAUUAUAAAUCUCAAUGGGUAUUGAAUUGUACUCUUGAUCAAUCACCAAAUUAUGGGUUGUCAUCUGUUCAACUACAAGUAGAUAGCUUAGAUACAACUGCCAGGAAUAUAUUGAUAUUACGUCCGACUGGUAAUGGAGGUGGAUCAACUACUACAACAACAACCACCACUACUACAUCUUCCACAUCAGGAGGAUCACCAGGUACUCAACAAGAAAAAUGUGAAAAAGAUACAUUCAAUUGUUAUGGCCAUGGUAAAUGUGAUAUUUAUGGAAUAUGUCAAUGUGAUGAUAAUUAUAAUCCUGAUGAUAAUUGUUUUACAAAGUUUUCCAAUACAACAAUCAAACCAAAUACAACGGACCCAACAAUAUCAUUUGAUAUUGAUGGAAUUGAUUUCCAAUUUGAAAUUGUAUCAAUCCAAGAAUUAGAUUUGGAUGGUAAUACAAUCCUCAAAGAAUUAUUUAUUUCAAAUUAUUCAUGGAAUGUAAAUGUAUCAAGCAAUAAUAUCAUAACCAUUGUCAACUAUCAAUUAAAUACAACUACAAAUUCAUCAUCCUCUCCAUCCUCUUCAUCCUCAUUCCAAUCAGUAUUGGUAUCAUCAACCAUUUCCUUUUCAACACAAUCAAGAGAUAUUCAAUUUGGUGAUCAAACACUUCAUAUCAAUCCCAAUUCUAUUAAAUUGGCAGUCAACAUCACCAACUGGCAAUAUUCAUCCAAUUUGGCAACACUCAGAGUUGUAUUUAGAACAAUAAUUAAUAACAAUCAAACUGUAGAAUAUGAUUGUCAAGAUAAAAACGUGGAACCAUUAACAUACGACUCGUUAUCAUCAUUACAAUACCUCAGAGUUGUCAAGGAUAACGUACAAUUCAAUGGUAGAUUUAUUGAUUUUGCAUUAUCAGAUGGUAGACCAACCUAUUCACAAACACAACUCAUAUCAUCAACACAAUUGGAUGGUGGAGAUGAUGAACAAUCAAUUGCAAUGAUAGGUAUUAAUUUCCCACAAUGUCAUGAAUGUGUUCUCGAUCCUGAUUUCACUCCAUUACUCAUCGAUAAGGGAAAUGACAGUGGUUGUGGCAAUGACAAACAAUCAGAUACAUGGCGUAUUAUUGUUGGUGCAGUUGUUGGAGGUGUUGGAGCUAUAGCUAUUGCCGUUGCUUCAUUCCUCACCUACAAAAUGAUACAAAAGAAAAGAGCCUUUAACAAACAUAUUACAAACAAGCUGAAAACAUUUGACAAUAUAAAUCUUAAAAGAUAUAAGACCCGGAUUGAACUUGAGAGGUGGUGA
Molecule: messenger RNA, 3552 nt
Organism: Cavenderia fasciculata
Lineage: Eukaryota; Evosea; Eumycetozoa; Acytosteliales; Cavenderiaceae
Product: tenascin C
Exons: 10
Coding region: 1-3552 (1183 amino acids)
Molecular function (GO): protein binding
Source: RefSeq, a predicted model, not a curated record